This is a messenger RNA of Paramacrobiotus metropolitanus, 1216 nucleotides long. RefSeq lists its product as uncharacterized. NCBI's taxonomy places the organism in Eukaryota, Metazoa, Tardigrada, Eutardigrada, Parachela, Macrobiotidae. Gene Ontology annotation, biological process: DNA synthesis involved in DNA repair; DNA-templated DNA replication. The record is from RefSeq and is a predicted model, not a curated record. Gene Ontology annotation, molecular function: DNA-directed DNA polymerase activity. Bases 351 to 914 code for a protein of 187 amino acids. The transcript has 3 exons. Gene Ontology annotation, cellular component: delta DNA polymerase complex.
GCCAAUGCCGAUAAUCAUGCGCGUAUGAGCACGAGUAAAAAUUCACGAAUUUGAUCUCUUUUCAUUUGAAUCAUUUGAUGAUCUGCAGUUUGCGCUCAUUAAUUAUUUGUAAAUAGUGAACUGCCAACUGAUUCGUACGUAUCAAUUUAUUGAAUCAUUUGAUGAUCUGCAGUUUGCGCUCAUUAAUUAUUUGUAAAUAGUGAACUGCCAACUGAUUCGUACGUAUCAAUUUAUUUCGUUAUCCUGAGUGACUGAAUCCUUUAUUUUUAUUAUUGCUCAUAACCAUUAAUUGUUGCCGAGAAAUCGUGAAAUCCGAUUAUCGGAAUCUGAAUUGAAGUGUGGACUUCAUAAUGCCACCCUCACAAGGACGUAAAACCACAGCUGCCAGUGCUGGCCUAGCGAGUUCCCUGCGGGUACGAAAACGUGCAAAAGCUGGCGCGACCAAACUCCAGCAGUCAACUCUGGAUGAGCAGUUCGGCAGCAGCAGUGACUUGCGAGUGAAGAAGCCCGCCGGCGUCAGCAGCACUGAGAAACCUCUGUUGGUUGGUGGAGCGUCGGAUAACCAAGCAUCUGCAUCGAGUUCCCUUGGCUCAUCCGCGGGCUCGCCCUCCAAGAGUGCUCAGUCAUCGGGAGAGCUGCGCGUGGGAAAAAGCGAUCAAAGCCUUCCUAAGCUCUCUGCUAAGACCAAAACAAGAGGUGGCAGCGCGGACUCCAAGCGACACGACAUGGAUCUAUUGCGCCAGUUUGAUCUCGACUAUAAUUUCGGUCCAUGCGCAGGUAUCAGUCGUAUGCAGCGCUGGAAUCGUGCCCAGCGGCACGAGAAGAAUCCCCCGACAACUGUGAAACGUUUGGUUGAAACCCAUCUUGACGAUCCUGAUUACACCGAAGGAAUUUGGUACGACACGGUCAUCUGAUGCAACCGGGUCCUGAUUACACAUUCUGGAUGUAUUUUCAAUAUGAUCUGUUCCUUUUGUUGUUUAUACCGCGCGCGAUUGUGACUACAUUAGUUGGGCGCAAAUGUUGGUGAAUGUAAAUAGUCCUCGUAUGUAUACUGAAUAGACAUAGUAGUUCUUAUAGAUCCAAACUGUUCUUGCCUAUUUAAUUUUUGUUUGGCUUACCAUUUUAAAGGUGGCUUUUCUUAUUGGUUUUUCAUUCAGUUCGGUUGCGGUGUACGAAAUGGAUAAAUCACUCAAACCCUUCGUUGGAGUCGUAGUGC